This is a messenger RNA of Williopsis jadinii, 821 nucleotides long. RefSeq lists its product as uncharacterized. Lineage: Eukaryota; Fungi; Ascomycota; Saccharomycetes; Phaffomycetales; Wickerhamomycetaceae. The record is from RefSeq and is a predicted model, not a curated record. The transcript has a single exon. Bases 64 to 771 code for a protein of 235 amino acids.
AAAAAAAAACACAACAACAGUAAAGGUGCGCAUCGCUGUGACUGGUUAAAGAGCGGGUGAAGUAUGUCUAAAUCUACUGAGCAGACUGAUUUUGUACCCAAUAUCUUCAGAGAACAACAGUACGAUCUAAUAAAGAAAAUCCAUCAACGGCUUCAUAAAGAUCAGGCCAAAGCAGAGGAGGUGAGUGACACGAGGGUUAAGUAUGAGGAGGAAGAUACACCACCACAACGGCUAACCAGGGCUGAUGUGAGGAAGAUCCUAGGCGACCCCUUACCAUUGCCUUAUAAAAUAUACAAGAGAAAUACCAUAGAUGAGGUGGCACCGUCACAGCGUGGGCCGCCUUCACCUACCGGGGUUCUCUUUCAAAAAGGUAAACAACCAUUAUCAACAGAGGCCCAUAAUCGCUUACAGGAUUCGAUCAGGAAGUUGCAAAAACUUGAUGCACACAAUGCGAAGGAAGAAUCAACGACACCUUUCCAGACCAUUCCAGUCACAUCUUUGUCAAAAGCGCUCGAACUACCGAUACCCAUGGCCAGAGAUAAGUUCAAGACUCCAAGUCCCCCUUCAAUCUCUACGAGGAUAAGGAAUUCGAACGCACAGAGACGAUUACUCCAAAGAUUCCAUGCAGAGAUGGAGCCAAAGGUGAUGAAGAUACCGAAUAAAGGGCUCCUGAGUGAGUCAGCAAAUGUAGGCAGAGGUAGAUCCAUCAUCACACUUGCUGUGUUUUUCACACUGUUAUUCUGCCUACACUACGCACUGACACAGCGCUAAUGACUCUCUUCGUAUAAGGACAAUUAAUUGUAUUACUACUGUUACCAUCA